Melanotaenia boesemani (Boeseman's rainbowfish) is the source of this 1380-nucleotide messenger RNA. RefSeq names its product odorant receptor, family 6, subfamily AT, member 1 (gene or6at1). Lineage: Eukaryota; Metazoa; Chordata; Actinopteri; Atheriniformes; Melanotaeniidae. The coding region runs from base 1 to 1380 and encodes 459 amino acids. The record is from RefSeq and is a predicted model, not a curated record. The transcript is spliced from 4 exons. Gene Ontology annotation, cellular component: membrane. Gene Ontology annotation, molecular function: G protein-coupled receptor activity; olfactory receptor activity. Gene Ontology annotation, biological process: G protein-coupled receptor signaling pathway.
AUGGUCCUGGUGUCUGGGCUGGCUGCACUCCAGGUGCGCCGCUGGCUCUGGGGGGUGCCCAGUCUGCUGCAUCCGAGUGUGGUGGGGGUGGUGGAGGGGCCUGGAUUUGGGGUUUGCUGUCAUUUUCCCUGCUGGGGAUGUCUCCCAUGGGUGUCCCCCCAUGCCCACAAUGAGUGGUUGUCUGGUGGGGGUCUGGUCCUCCUGAGUGUUGUUCAGGCCUUCUGCCUUGGGAGGGAGGAAGUGGCUUUCAGGUACUUGGGGCCCUGCGCUCUGCCUGCCCUGGAUGGCUGGUGCCUUGCAGGGUCAGCUGUCAAUCUCGGCCUGCCUGACGAUGGGGGGAUCUGGCUGUGGCCUACCUCUGCCAGCUUCUAUUCAAGCCUGCCUUUUCUGACCAAUCACAGAUCAAGCUCUGUUAACAGCAGCUGGCAGUCUGAUGACGUCUCCUUCUUCAUUAUCCAGGGCCUCGCCAGCCUUGGUGAAAAAAGGAUGAUACUUUUUGUCAUCCUGUUGCUGGGUUACAUCAUCAUCCUGGGUGGGAACAUCAUGAUCAUCUUUGUGACGCUGACUGAUCCAAAGCUCACCUCCCCCAUGUUCUUCUUCCUCUGUAACCUUUCGUUUGUGGACAUAUUCUACGCCACCACCACCAUCCCCAAAACGUUGUCUGGCUUCCUGUUUGACAGAUUAACCAUCUCCAUCCCAGGCUGCUUCCUCCAGAUGCAGUUCUUCAUUCAGCUCGGCGUUACUGGCCAUGGGAUCUUGACUGUGAUGGCGUAUGAUCGCUAUGUGGCUGUCUGCAACCCUCUGCGUUACACCGCCAUUGUUACCCGACCCGUCCAAAUGCUCAUUGUUUUAGGAGCCUGGGGAUUCGGGACAUUGUGCAGCCUCCCUGCUACUGUGAUGGGUGCGCGGCAGCAUUAUUGUGGUCCAAAUGUGGUCCGACACUGCUGGUGUGACCCAUCAUCCGUCAGGCGGCUGGCGUGUACUGACACCUUUGUGGAUGACAUUGUGUCGGUUUCCAUGGCCCUGGUGGCGCUGCUGGCCACAGGAGUCCUCACCUCUUAUGUCCUGAUUGCUGUCUCCAUAUUCAGGAUGGGUGUCUCUCAGAGGCUGAAGGCCUUCGGGACAUGUGCCGCCCACCUGACUGUGGUGUCCAUUUCUUACAUCGCAGCCUCUUUUGUAUACAUUUCCUACCGAGUGGGAAACUUGUCACCAGAGGUACGGAUCAUUGUGGCUGUGCUGUAUACUACUCUGAUUUCGUUCCUGAACCCAAUAAUCUACAGUCUGAGGAACAAAGAGCUGCAAGAGGCCAUCAGGAGGUCUCUGAGCAGGUUCAGACCUGCAGCCGUCUCAGCGGUGAAGUCCAUCAACACCGUGACCUGA